Messenger RNA from Ophidiomyces ophidiicola, 2022 nucleotides. It is a transcript of the gene PEP7, whose product is annotated as carboxypeptidase Y-deficient. Gene Ontology annotation, biological process: DNA repair. Bases 1 to 2022 code for a protein of 673 amino acids. The record is from RefSeq and is a predicted model, not a curated record. The transcript has 6 exons. Gene Ontology annotation, molecular function: DNA binding; metal ion binding. NCBI's taxonomy places the organism in Eukaryota, Fungi, Ascomycota, Eurotiomycetes, Onygenales, Onygenaceae.
AUGACGAAUAAACCCAUUGCAGGGGGAAGAGUGUUCGGUAGUGCAAGGCUAAUCCUGGCAGUUCCAUCUGUCGACCCGAAGAAGGCUCAUUCUCCGUCUGCAAGUAGCAUUUCCCUGAACUCACAGGCAUCGGCUUCGCAAGUGUCAUCAGAUACACAUGACCUUAUAUCAAGGAUAUCAUUGGACAAUGCAGAAUCUUCUAUUUCAAAGACUGCAGCUACAAGCAGUAGUAGUCGACUCGCAUGUCCGAUUUGCAACGAGGAAAUGGUGACAUUACUUCAACUUAAUCGACACCUUGAUGAUGCUCACCGAAAUCUCGAAGAUGAACAACAAAUUGAGGUAAAGGACUGGUUUCAAGUUCAGGUGGAAAAGGCAAAGAAGUUUCAACCCUUAGCCGUGUUGAAUCAGAAAUUGAAAGGCCUAGAUGUCUUUGAGUCUAAUAACAAUCCGCCACUUGCUUCCUCGGCGCCCACUCGCGCUGCUCCAAGUGGAUUUGUGGAACCCCCCAGGAUGCUGGACCCAGAUGAAUUGGUAACAAGGGUACAUUGGCAGCAGCGCACGCUGUAUGAUGUUUGUUUAGACCCAAUGUGCGAAAAGCGGUUGACUGUGACCACUGGUUGUGUAAACUGCCGGAAAUGUGGGCGGCUUUUUUGUGACGAGCAUACCAUGUAUCAAAUGAAGCUUUCCAGGUCCGCUCAACAUGAACCAGUUCGUGGUUUGUGGUGUCGAGUAUGUGAGACAUGUUAUAAGUCACGAGAUGGCUAUAAUGAUAAAAAUGGGAUUGAGCGCGAUCACACCGCAUUUUUCAUAUCCAGAAGGAAACCGGUAGUAGAUCGGGCAUUUUUAGAAGUUUCGCGGUUAGAGAAGAGACUUAGCCGGCUGACACAGCUUCUCGCUGAGCUUCCUCUUGACCAUGUUCAGUCGGGGGCGAAUAAGAGAUGGUCGCUCUCCUGGCAGGGCACUCAGCGUAAACAAAUUGAACAGUCCGUUGUUAACUGGGAGGACGAUACAAGCGUUUCAAGAUGUCCAUUCUGCCAGCAAGAGUUCACAGCAUACACUUUCCGGAGGCAUCAUUGUCGCACGUGUGGUCGUGUAGUCUGUGGUGAUGCGAAGACCAACUGCUCUUCCGAGGUUGGGCUGGACGUUGCAACACGUACUUCCCACUUAUCCGAAAAAUCGGCGACGUCAAAAAACCUUUGCAUAGAUGUUAGACUUUGCAAAGACUGCAGAUCAACUCUAUUUGAUAAGCGAGACUUUACUUUGGACCUCGCUAGGGAAUCUCCCGAUACUCGAGCGUAUAAAAAUCUGAUCCAGUUUGAAAGAGGCAUCAGGAUCUUAUUACCUCGAUUUCAAAAAUUAUUGGCCGCCUUACAAGAUCCAGAUAACCCUCCCUCUCCGGCUCAGCUGACAGAAGCAUCCAAGGUCCGCAAACGCCUGAUGGAUUCCUUUUCCCAGUACGAUGUUGCUGCUCGACGAAUUCGCGAUAUUCCUACCGACUCUCCUACGCGAGCUAGACUACAAAAGGCUAUCUAUCACCAGGCCACCAAUUUUCUACACCUUCACAUGUUACCACUCAAAACACUGCCAAAGCUUCUUAAGCACGCCACGCCACAUGGUCGACUUGCUGAACCAACACCAGAGAGCUUGUCUUAUAAUGGGACAAGCCCGCCUACUGCUCGCGCUUUAGCUACAAUCAAAUAUGGGCACCAAAACUCUCACAAACAUACUAGUAGUAUACCGAGCCUAAUCAGCGACAAUAGUAGUGCCUUAUCAGCCCUUGAAACGGAAGAAAAGGCUCUCCGUGAGAGGCUUAUUGUACUCGAAGAACAAAAGUUUUUCGUAUCGGAGAUGAUUGCGGAUGCGAACCGCAGAAGAAAAUUUGACGAGGCUAGCAGUUUAGCGACGAACGUGGAAGAGCUAGGAAAAGAGAUUGAUAAAAUCAAUGGCAUGCUAGGCCAAUUAGACUUUGCGGGCGUAUACCUCGCGAACACUGGAGAUCCAGACUCAGGGAGCCCGGCAUGA